CCCUGUUACCUCCGCGACUGGGAGAUGCAGGUGCACUUUAAAAUCCACGGGCAAGGCAAGAAAAACCUGAACGGCGACGGCUUCGCCAUCUGGUACACCAAGGAGCGCAUGCAGCCAGGCCCAGUUUUCGGAAGCAAGGAUAACUUCCUGGGGCUGGGGGUGUUUGUGGACACGUACCCCAACGAGGAGAAGCAGCAGGAGGCUCAGAAGAGGAGGUACAGCCCGGGAAACCAGCGCGUCUUCCCCUACAUCUCGGCCAUGGUGAACAACGGCUCCCUCACCUACGACCACGACCGCGACGGGAGACCCACGGAGCUGGGGGGUUGCACGGCCAUGGUGCGCAACCUCAACCACGACACCUUCCUGGUGAUCCGCUACGUCAAGAGGAGGCUGACGGUAUUGAUCGACAUCGACGGCAAACACGAGUGGAGAGACUGCAUCGACGUCCCGGGCGUGCGCCUGCCCCGCGGGUACUACUUUGGGACCUCUUCUGUCACCGGGGACCUGUCAGACAACCACGACAUCAUUUCGCUGAAGCUUUACCAGCUGACGGUGGAGCGGACGCCGGAGGAGGAGAAGCGGGACAAGGAGGUGUAUCUGCCCGUCGUGGACAACCUGAAGCUGCCAGGGA
Molecule: messenger RNA, 631 nt
Organism: Mesitornis unicolor (brown roatelo)
Lineage: Eukaryota; Metazoa; Chordata; Aves; Mesitornithiformes; Mesitornithidae
Gene: LMAN2L
Product: lectin, mannose-binding 2-like
Exons: 6
Biological process (GO): endoplasmic reticulum to Golgi vesicle-mediated transport; endoplasmic reticulum organization; Golgi organization
Cellular component (GO): COPII-coated ER to Golgi transport vesicle; endoplasmic reticulum membrane; endoplasmic reticulum-Golgi intermediate compartment
Molecular function (GO): D-mannose binding
Source: RefSeq, a predicted model, not a curated record